Ciona intestinalis (vase tunicate) is the source of this 5703-nucleotide messenger RNA. Lineage: Eukaryota; Metazoa; Chordata; Ascidiacea; Phlebobranchia; Cionidae. The record is from RefSeq and is a predicted model, not a curated record.
UCGUUGUUUAUGGUAGAAAACUAUGUCAGGUCAAAACAAUUGGAAUAAUUCUGAACUACAAGUUGAGGAAAUUAGCAGUGGCACACGUUCAUCACAAGAGACACUUUGCAACCCAGAUAACUUUGCAGAAGAUGGCAGUGCUCAACAAGCAUCAAACACACCAGCAUUCCAAAAUGGGACCAAUUCCAACAAUUUGUUUGGGAGUACGAACAAUGAAAAUACCAUGUCUGAAGUGGGCGAGACAAGGCAAAGGAAGUCUUCCGAACGACAGGACUCCCUGAAUCAGUUGACGUUACCUCUAGAUUUUGAUACAGAGCUGCUCAUGGAUGAGGACACACAGAUGUUUUAUGAAGGAAGUCCCGCCGUAGAAAGUCCUCGGGAUGUAACUAGUCCUGGUGAGCCAGGUGAUGUUAGCAGUCCAUACGAUGGAGCAAUGGAGUCCGACUUCGAUGAUUCUAUUUUUCCUGGUGCGAAUGCAAAUGGACGACGGGCUUUCCCAUCAUGGAACACCGCCAUGAGCAGAACUACCACAGGUGGAUCAUCUGAUGAUGAUGAAUAUUCAUCUUGCGGGAGUAAAAAGAAGAGACGCAGGACCAGACGGGAUGUCCCGGUCCUGUAUUCAGAUAGAUAUUAUUGUGGAUCACAAAACAGCUCGCAAAUUCCCUCUCCAUCUCCCUCCGGAGGCAACGAAAACGAGGAUUUAAACAUGGCUGCUGUUCCGCAGAUAUUGCGCAACAGACAGCCAGCGAAUUUUUCGCUCAGUAACAAUUCCGAUUCAAGUUUAUAUGCCACGAUUAUUAAUGCGAAUAACAGGAGGAUGUCAAAUGCAUCAGAAAGUAGCCAAGGAGGAAACUUUUCAAGGGAUGGUCAGAUGUUGCCAACGGAGAGUCCUGCAAGUUUAUCCUACAGUGCUGACACUUCAUUAAACAUAGCCGACAACGAAAUUGUAAAAAAGAUUUCAACAAGUCGACGUCGGCCCACGCAUCACCACCAUAAAAACGCAGUACAGGACACUGACGUGCCUGCUCUCAAUGUUAACCACCCUUCAUCAGCAUGUGGGUGCUCACUUAGCAUUGUAAAUCAACCUGAACCACAGCACCGAGCACGCUAUCUCACAGAGGGAAGCCGUGGUCCUGUAAAGGACAGCUCGCAGCAAGGCUACCCACAAAUUGAAUUGAAGGGAUAUACGGGAAAGACCACUUUACUCGUUUACGUAGGAUCCGAGUCGGACGACAAAAUCCGUCCACACGGCUUCUACCAAGCCUGUAAAGUGACGGGCAGAAACACGACCGCUUGUGAAGAAGUGGAAGUUGAAGGAACAAAAGUCAUUCACAUUCCAUUUGAUGCACAAGAAAUAAUAAGUGUGGAUUGUGUUGGUAUCUUGAAACUACGUAAUGCUGAUGUUGAGGCGCGUAUUGGGAUCAGUCGCGCAAAGAAAAGAAGUCAAACCGUUCGUUUGGUUUUCCGAGUAAUCCUAAACGACAUAGAGCGUAGUGAUGGCUGCACGCCACCCCUUGUUUUACAAGUUGUUUCAAACCGAAUCAACUGCACUCAGCCUCUCGGCCAGCCAGAAAUUACUAAGAAAAGUUUGGACCGUUGUUCAGUGGAAGGGGGCGUGGAAAUGUUUAUUAUUGGAAGAAACUUUCACCGUGGAAUAAAAGUUGUUUUCCAAGACCCCGAAGAAACGGAUGGCAGCCAUUGGCAAACCACCGGUCAGUUGGAUAAAGAUACUUUCAAUCAGAGUCACAUGGUAGUGCGUGUGCCUGCCUACCAUGAUCCUACCAUCACAAAACCUAUUAAUGUUCAAGUAUAUGUUGAACACAAUGGUAGGAAAUGUGAUCCUCACAGUUUCACAUACGAUCCCCUCCCACCAGCUAUACAGCCAUCUACAGCAGAGAACAUGUCCUGUGAAACAAACAUCAGAGGAGCAGCUGAUCCAGUAAAAGCUAUCCUUGAAGGAAAGUUGGACAAGAAAUUAUUGGAAGCACUUUUUGCUCGACUUCUAACUUCUACUGAUGUUGAUACGAAAGAUGUGAAACCUUUGCAGAAGGAAAAAGAAUUAGCAAUCGGAGUAACUUCUGCAUUCAACCCCAUACAACCCCAAGCCAACCCAGCAGUUCUAAGCCAACCAUUAAGUUUCACAACAGGUGUCCCAGUGUUCGGUCAAGUUUCGAAGCCAGUUCCAACACAGUCGGUUGCCGGCUCUGCAAUGCAUAACCAGGGUUUGCUAAAACCGAACACUUUUACUCUCAACCACUCGCUUCUCACCAGCGUGAAGCCAACCCCUUUGUUCUCCAACACCAACAAUUCAUCUUUUGUGACAUCACAACCAUUGAAUAAUGCAGGGGAUCAGAUGAAGCAGACCUUGUUCCAAAAUCCGGAAAAUACGCAGAACUUUCCAAGUUCCACUCCCGGACUCGGUUCGUUUGUAAUUAAAACUGAAAACCCAAGUUCGGAGCCCGGUUUUCCCAACCAACCCCUGCAAGUGUCAAACACAACGUACACACCUGGCAAUGCUGCCACUUGUGGUGGAAUGUGUCAGAAUUAUAACCCAGCCGUUACAAUGUCGACACAAACAAUCGCGCACAGCAACGUGGCUAACUCCAUGAUCCCUCAAGUCAACCAAGAUGGCGCUUUCUUCAAGCUUUCGAGCACUACGAAUACCUCUGCUGGCCAACAGAACCUGUGGCAGCAGCAAACAAACACUUCCAUUGCUGAUGAAGCAAGUAAUGCCUCCACCAUCACCACAUUUACGUUUCCUGUGGUUUCCACAGCCCCGCCACUAUUCACUAUAUCACUAGCUCAACCGCUGAGCUUUGCCCAAACCACAGUAGUGUCAGGGGCUUCGUUAUCCUACCAACAACCCGGCUACACCAUGAAUACCAUGGUCACCAGUGCAAUGCCGGCAAUGCAUAUAAAUGUCCCACCUCAAAGCACCUGGAACCCCACACAGAACGUUCAGUCUGGUGCGCAGAUAAACUGCAAUCAACACUUGCUGACCACAGCAAAUACAUCAUCUGUAAUUAAUCCUGUAGUUGCUGAACAAGCAAACCAGAACAACAUGUUCACCCAGGACCAAUUAGCGCAAGCGAAUACAUCUGUAAACUCUUCCAUUUUAACACAAGCCCUUAUGCAACAAAAUGUUGCAAUUGGGGGUACACAGAUUGUGCAGCAAAGCGCUGCUAACAUGGGGAAUACAUUUAACAACAUACAGCCCAACAAUAGCUUCACUUCACAAACAAUACCACAGCAGACUGCCACAGCACUGAACAACAGUUUCAACUCAAAUGACAAUGGUUACAACAAUAACAGCCCUUCCGCGCUUGUAAACAGCAAUCCAGUUGCCAUAAACCAGCCCCAGCAAAACCCUACCCACAGCGGUGUAACUUCUCCCUUUACUCAUGUAAACCCAGGCCUAAAUUUCGGGAACGAUCAAAACCAACAGCAAGUUUAUACAGUUUCCGAGUCUCUGCAGAUUUUGGAUCAAGCCAAGCCCUCUAUUACAGCUAACCUGGACAUGAGGACAAGUACGCCUCUACAGCACCAGGAGAAUUACACAGGACCUAUACUGUUGAGUCCGACCAGCGUUUCUGGUGACGAGUCUCGUAACUUACCUGAAGCAUUAAGCAGUCCCAUUGUAUCAGCAGACACCGGUCUUUCCAUAGGUUUCGGGACAAAUUUAUCGCUUACCGAACCUGUGGAACUAAACUCUUCCCAGAACGUCCCCGAGGUCCUCCAGUCUAUUAUCUCUGACUGUACGAACCCUUCCGUGUCUUCCCUAGAUGGUGACAAUGCUACAAUGCUGCAUAUGAUAGACCAGAACAGUUUCCCCCCUGCGAGCAUGUUUAACAAUGUAACAGCUGCAGCUUCUAAUACCCAGUUACCGCCAUCAAACAACAACCAGCAGCAAAUACAGUUCCAGCAGCCAGGAGUGGAGAUGGUUCAAAUGAUGCAGACGCAAGCAGCUCCUUCUCCUGUUCCAUUCAACGAAGUACAGAAGGAUGAACCACAACACAUGAGCAUUGGUGAUCUGUCUACUCUAAUCACACCAGAGGUUAUGGACACCAACAUAUACUUGGUGAACCCAAUGUCCAUACAACCAAUGCAAACCAGCAAUCAACUGGUUGUAGGUACAGCACCCGCCACUUCCACACAGAUAGUGUUUUCUGCAACAACUCCAACCAACCCCCCACCCUUGUAUAAUGAGCAACACAUACAACAGGAUGUGUCUUCUCAGCUCAACAACCCGGAAAUUAAGAGUGUACCAACAUAUGACACACUUGAUGUAAAUGCAUUGUCAAGCGAUGUUGAAAACUUCGUUGCCCAUUCACAACAACAGCAGCAACAACAGCAGGCUCAAUGCAUUCACAUUACAUCAGUGUUUGUCCAACAUGACACCACAGCUACUUGUAGCAAAGCAUCUCCUUACACCUGUUUUAGAGACCGGCACUUUUAAUUCACACUUUGCGAACUGUGGACCUUUUUUAGCCAACUCUAUUUAUUUUUCCUAUACAGUUCUCUUUACUGUUUUCUACACUGGCGCUAUACACCGCUGUAGGUUUCUGUUACAGCGACACGCUAUAUAGUCCUCCCACACAGUUCAGUGCUCACUACUAAUGUAGAUAUCCACACAGAACUUGUGUAGUGCCAAACGUUUAUGUUCCAAGCAAAUUUUAUUUACAAUUUACGCCGUAAAAAGGCUGAUUCGUACAAGAGUGUCAUCCGUCAGUUUCAAGAUCGGCAGUUUUACUUGUGUUUAACCUGCAGUUUAUUUAUUAUACGGUCGAUUAGGAUUCGACUACUGGUGCAUAUUUUUCUAAGUUUCCAUUAGGCACCGCAGCCUUUUGUUGCAGCGCCUAACAUAACAGCUAAACCUCGCAUUCUGGUUAAAACAACACUUUCAGCUCACCGAUUUGUCUCCACAAUCGAAUGUACCUUUGCUUAACUUGCGUACUCUUGCCACCACUCUUUAUUGUGAUAAUUGCAACUCGAGAGCGGACCAACCGUUAAAUUCUAGAGUAGGCCACUGUGGAAUUCCUCAUGUUUGCGACAUUUGACUGUCGCUGGCGAUUUAACGUUCAGUUCAAAUGCAAUAUAUCAGCUUCGUGCAUGUUACGGGCACCACGUUUUUUACCUUCACGACGAUGCCCUUGUCGUUUAUACAAAGCUGUCGCGAGAAACUGCGAUUUCCUAUAUUUAUAUGCUCGGCAAUGCUACGCUGAAUAAUAUUUAUUCUUUCAUUUACUCGAUCAUGCUGUAUAUUUAUAAUAACCUCUGUAUUAUAAACGGUCCGCUCACGCAAAGUUCAGUUCGCAUGCAGACACAAAAAGGCAAAACAAACCCAGUGAUUACAUUAGCAUGCUCAUGGUAGGACAUCCUGGAUUGGUUGGCAAACCGUAAACAAUCAUCUGCUUGCAACUGCAUUAUUCACGUGUAAACACUGUACAGCACGUUAACUGUUUUUAAAGCAUUUCACUUGUUUUCCGGCUACUUAUACGUAAAACCAGUUAUAACAGGUAACUUUUUAAUACUUUUACGGUCAUAAAACGGUAAUUGGCCAGCGUUAAACACGUUAGUCGAAUACACUUACUAAUUUUUUGGUUUCGUGUUCGGUUUCUUUUGUUCCAAAUUUGUUAUAAAGCGAAUGUUAUUCACUUUUUGCUAUCAUUUUGUACAUGAUAAUAAACCUAAAUCUCCGCCAAA